Rotaria sp. Silwood2 is the source of this 1872-nucleotide messenger RNA. NCBI's taxonomy places the organism in Eukaryota, Metazoa, Rotifera, Eurotatoria, Philodinida, Philodinidae. The record is from the annotation of a GenBank genome assembly.
CCACCCACACCCCCACCCACCCCCACACCCACGCCCACACCCACACCCACACCCACACCCACACCCACACCCACAUCCACACCCACACCCACACCCACAUCCACACCCAUGCCCACAUCCACACCCACACCCACAUCCACACUCACACUCACACCCACACCCAUGCCCACACCCACACCCAUACCCACACCCACACUGACACCCUCACCCACACCCACACGCACCACGACACUCCCACCAACGCCCACACCCACAACACACCCACACCCACGCUCCCACACCCACAACACACCCACGCUCCCACACCCACACCCUCUAGCCACACCCACACUCCCACUCACACCCACACCCCACAUCCACCCUAAUAAGAUGUUUUUGUUAUGGAAUAAAGCUCUAACACACGAUAAUUUACAAAUGUGGAUAACUGUUUCAGUCAAUGCUAGCAAUAUUUCGGUACAAGAUGGUUAUAUUGGUUUCUGCUAAUUCUGUGAUUUGAAUUUCUACACAAGGAUGGACUGUUAGGUCCAAUAGUUAAAACACAAAAUUGGUUCAGUAUGUUUGAAUACAUAAUGAACUCUGAUAAGAUUAUGUUUAGUUGUUUAUCAGGUCCAAAGUUUCAAUUUACACGAAAAAGAAGUUCUUUUACAUACAAGUAAACCAUACUAAAAAAGUGUUGAUCAUAAAUUUAUAUGAAUAUGACUUCAAUGACACGUUUUUUUUUCUUUCUGUUUUUUUUUUGCUUACUGUUUUUUUUGCUUUUUGUUUUUCACUCUUAUAGUAGUACCCUGAAGAUAACCUUGCAAAAAAUAACAUAUUUGCUUCUCUAACCAUCAUUUUGUUAACUUUAUGACGUUUAUUUCGCACAAAUAGUCAACUGCAACAAUGACAGACACAUGUGCUAUAUGUAUUACAAAGACAGGCGUUUUAAAAUGUCAAGGAUGUCAAGUUAUAUUUUGUAGUAACGAUUAUAAUUUACAUCGAACUGAACUUGAUCGACAGCUUGAUGGGUUUGCAAAUGAAAUAAAUAUAUUUCGGGAUAUGUCAAGCGAGGCAAGUACCAGCUUGAAAUCGCUUUUGAUUGAUCAAAUUGAUACUUGGGAAAUGAAAUCAAUUCAAAGGAUAAAAGAAACAGCAGAAGAAGCACGUCAGCAAGUUCGAACAUUUAUUUCCUCGACAAAUGAAGAAAAUUCAGCAUAUACUCGUGAAAUAGCUGAACAGUUACAACGAACUCAACAAAAUCAUGAUUUCGAUGAACGAGAUUUGAUGAAAUGGAAAGCAAGACUCGAUGAACUCACACUAAGUAUUACAAAACCAAAUAUAUCUGUUGAUGAGCAACAAUCAGAGAAUCCUUUCAUAACGAAAAUUUUUGUCAACGAAAAGGAUCACUUUGAACAAAUUUGUGGACUUGUAUGUAUUGAAGAAGACGGCCAUCUAGCUCGUCACAAAUUCAAUCUCUUCGGAGGUUGUGGUGAAAUUCGUGGAAAAAGACAAUAUAGUAUUGGUAUUCAUCGGAUUCGAUUCAAAAUUGAGCAGCUUGAUGCACAGCCAUGGUGGUUUCUUGGGAUUAUCUCAAAAUCAACACCUAUGCAACAAAAUUCUCAAAAUUCACCUUCAGCGUAUGGUUGGGCUGGUCAUAGUGAAGUAUACAUGAAUGGACAAUGUUUAAAGAAUACGAAUGGAUAUAUCAGCGAGUAUUCAAAAGGAGAUAUAAUUGAACUUAUUCUUGACUGUGAUCAUCGUCUAAUACGUAUGAUUAAUAUUCGUUCAAUGAAGUCUUAUGAAACAAACGUUGAUCUUUCACAAUGUCCCUUCCCUUGGAUGAUUCAUUUAAAUUUAUUUCAUAUGCAAACUCGUAUAAGAAUCAAUCCGUAA